AUCAGCAGCAUGGAAGCACUAGAGUACCUGGAUUUAUGCAAAAAUUACUUGAGUGGAAACAUUCCAAGUCACUUGUUCCUGCUCAAGAAUUUGACCACGGUUUUCCUCUACACAAACAGAUUGUCUGGACCUCUUCCUCGUCCAGUUAUGGCAUUGAAUUUGAAUGUAAUUGAUUUUUCUAAUAACAGCUUGACGGGGAGCAUUCCAGAAGACUUCGGAAAGAUGGUAAAGUUGGAGUAUUUGGUCUUGUUCAUGAAUCAAUUAUCAGGCAAAAUACCAGUAGGCAUAGGCAGAUUGCCAGCAUUGUCUUCUAUUGAACUCUUCAUGAACAAUCUGUCGGGUGAACUUCCGCCAGAUUUUGGUCGAUUUUCGAAGCUUCAAGUUUUUGAUGUUUCCACAAACCAUCUUACAGGAUCACUGCCAGAUGGUUUGUGUGACAAUAAGGUGUUGAUUUCCAUGAUUUCCUUUGACAACAAUCUCACGGGUGAGCUGCCGAAAUCAUUUGAGGAUUGCAACACCUUGAGAGGCGUCUGGGUUGAAAGAAACAAUCUUUCAGGUACAAUUCCUGAUGGUUUAUGGGCAGCUGAGAAUUUGAAAGUGUUGAAGAUUAACAAUAACCAGUUCACUGGUCAGCUGCCACAAAAGAUGGCAUCAAAUUUAUAUAUAGUUGAUAUUAGCAACAACCAAUUUUCUGGUGAAAUUCCUGAUGGUGUUUGGACAUCUGGGAAAUUGAAAUGGUUGCUUAUUAUGAAUAACCAGUUCACUGGUCAGUUGCCAAAACACGUUACAUCAAAUAUAUCUCUACUUGAUAUUAGUAACAACCAAUUUUUUGGUGAAAUUCCUCCGGCAAUCUCUUCUUGGAGCAAUCUAUAUAUCUUCAGGGCAAGCAAUAAUCUCUUAACAGGUCAAAUUCCUCAUGAACUCACUGCCCUUAGAUCUUUAUCAGUCCUUAUGCUUGAUGGGAAUAAGCUUUCUGGAAAUUUUCCUUCGAAUAUUAUAUCUUGGGAGUCACUAUCCACAUUGACAUGCAGCAGAAAUCAGCUUUCAGGUACAAUCCCACCAGCACUAUGUCUUUUAGCUGAUCUUAAUCAGCUAGACCUGUCUCAAAACCAAUUCUCCGGAGAAAUCCCUCCAGCACUAAGCCUUUUAGUAAACCUUAAUCAGCUAGACCUCUCUGAAAACCAAUUCUCCGGAGAAAUCCCGCCUGAGAUAGGUCAUUUGCCUGUAAGUUCACUUAAUCUGUCCUCCAAUCAUCUCUCGGGGAAAAUUCCAGAUGAAUUUGAAGUUGUAUUUUUUCGGAAGAGUUUCUUGAAUAAUCCUGGUCUCUGUGCUACUAUGCCCUCGUUAGGCCUCAGGGAUUGUAGAGCAAAAACUGAGAAAUCCAAACUUAUUGCCAUUAUUGGAAGUAUAGUAGCUUUUUUGUUUCUAGUUGCCAUUCUAUAUAUGGUGCAUGUGUUCAAGAUUAGAAGAUUGGAAGAAAAUAAAAGAAAAGAAGCAUUGGUUCAACACUGGAAGCUCACACCAUUCCACACUUUAAGCUUCACGGAAUCAGACAUUUUACCAAAUUUAGCAGAGGACAAUUUGGUCGGGAGUGGAGGAUCAGGGAAAGUUUAUGCUGUGGCGUUAAGCACUGGAGAAAAAGUUGCUGUUAAGAGUAUUAGGAACAACUACAAGUUGAGUGAGAAGGUGUUUCUAGCAGAAAUUAAGAUACUGGGCACAAUUCGUCAUUCGAAUAUAGUGAAGCUUUGGUGCUGCAUUUCAAGUGAAGAAUCAAACCUUCUUGUGUAUGAAUACACGGAAAAUCGCAGCCUGGAUCUGUGGCUUCAUGCAAAGAGAAGAUCACCUGGCCAAUUCCUGGACUUGCCUACUAGACUGAAGAUCGCAAUCGGAACUGCUCAAGGGCUGUCCUAUAUGCAUCACAACUGCUCACCACCAAUUGUUCAUAGAGAUGUGAAAUCCAGUAAUGUUCUUUUAGAUUCUGACUUCAAUGCCAAGAUUGCAGAUUUUGGCCUCGCCAAAAUAUUGAUCAACAACGGAGACCCCAACACAGUAUCAACUGUUGCUGGCUCCUUUGGCUAUAUAGCUCCUGAGUACGCAUAUACGAAAAAAGUGAACGAAAAGUUUGAUGUGUAUAGUUUUGGGGUGAUCCUCUUGGAACUGGUGACAGGAAGAGAGGCAAUUGAUGAGGAUAUGGGUUGUGGGCUAGCUGAUUGGGCGCGACACCACGUUGAAGAAGGAAAUCAAAUAGUGGAUGCUCUAGAAGGGGAUAUCAAGGAGGCAGAAAACUUAGAUGAGAUGUGUGGAGUUUUCAGGCUAGGGAUCUUCUGUACUGCUUCAAAUCCUGCUAAAAGACCCACCAUGAGAGAGGUCUUGCAGAUUCUCCUGUAUUGCAGCCCACCAUCACCAAAAUAAAUGGAAGCCAAUUAAGUGUCAGCUAGUGAGGGGACAUUGGAAGAUGAAGAUGAUGGUUUAAUUUUAAGCCAUUUGUUGUAUUUUAAAACCAUGCAUAUAGGUUGUAUCGACAGAUUAUGUCAAAAUAACAACACUAUAUUACAUAAUUUUUCAAUUUUAUUGUGUAAUUAUGCUUUUCA
This is a messenger RNA of Ipomoea nil (Japanese morning glory), 2591 nucleotides long. RefSeq names its product receptor-like protein kinase 5. The coding region runs from base 10 to 2412 and encodes 800 amino acids. The transcript is spliced from 2 exons. Gene Ontology annotation, biological process: protein phosphorylation. Gene Ontology annotation, molecular function: ATP binding; receptor serine/threonine kinase binding; protein kinase activity. The record is from RefSeq and is a predicted model, not a curated record. NCBI's taxonomy places the organism in Eukaryota, Viridiplantae, Streptophyta, Magnoliopsida, Solanales, Convolvulaceae.